GAUAUGUGUCUGUGAUCUAUGUCAUCUAUGUUAACCGGUGUUAACAUAUGUAACAAUGGCAAACGUUUCGUUGAAGUGUAUGCGAGUAGCAAGUGUUUUUAUUCCAAGGUUUAGAACGUCACAGUCAAGGAAGUGUUGUGCUUACAGUUGCAAUGAGUUUAAUGGAACUGUUUUUUCAGUUAUUAGAGGGUAUUCGAAUGUAAAUGUUCCACAAUGGCCUAGUGCCAAAGAUGUGGCCAGCUCAGCUGACGGAAAGAAGAGCAGCAAUCCAUUGGCACCACCUUCAAAUCCAGAGGAUGAAGACCGUGAGGAGCAGAAGAGACGAGAUGCUUCUUGGAAAGCAAUGAAGUACAGUCUCAUUGCUUUUGGUGCCACGUUUGGAAUGAUUGGAUCAUACAUGGUUUAUGAACUAGGUAAACCAAAGAGGGAUGAAAAUGGCCAUAUCAUAGAGGAUGAGUUCAGCCAGAUGCCAUUGAUUCAGCAGUUCUUCAGUCGCAUGUGGAAGGAAAUGGAUUAUUACAAACGAAUGAUUCGUGAGCCAUCACGGGAGAAACUGCUGCCUGAUCCGCUCACAUAUCCCUAUAUACAGCCUCCCUACACACUUGUUCUGGAGAUGACUGAUGUGCUAGUUCAUCCUGAUUGGACGUACAAGACUGGAUGGAGGUUCAAGAAGCGUCCAGGUGUGGAUCACUUCCUGGAGCAAGUAGCUCCACCAUUAUUUGAGGUGGUUGUGUUUACUGCUGAGCAGGGCAUGACUGUGUUCCCAAUUUUGGAUGCCCUAGAUCCAAAUGGCUACAUAAUGUACAGGCUGGUGAGGGAUGCCACACAUUUUGUUGAUGGGCACCAUGUCAAGGAUUUGGAUUGCCUGAACCGAGACCUGAGCAAGGUGAUUGUGAUAGACUGGAAUAGUGAAUCAUUGAAGUUCCAUCCCAGGAACAUGCUGCGACUGCCAAGGUGGAAGGGCAAUGAUGACGACCAGACUCUGGUGGACUUAGGAACAUUUUUAAGAACAAUUGCUGCCGAGAAAGUUGAAGAUGUGAGAGAUGUUCUGGACUACUACCAGCAGUUCUCAAACCCAGUGGAGGCCUUCAGGGAGAAUCAGAGGAAGCUGCUGGACAAAAUGGAAGCAAAGGAGAAAGAAUUGAAAGAGAACCCUCAAACAGGAACGCUAGCAAGCAGAUGGACACCAAGCUUCCUGAAGCCUCGCUGAGAUGUCUGCAGCAGCCAGCUGUGGGCUGUGGUGUACCAUGAAUCGUAUAUGAAGAGCAGACAUGUCAGAUGUCAGUUUUGCUGAGUCAGCCUGCUUUUGUUUCCUGUUCCCCACAAUUUCACAUACUUUAUAUGUGUGCCAUCCUAAAUAUUAUUUGUGAAUCCAUGUAUGUGACUUUUAGCAGUGUGUAGCGACUGUUUUCCCAGAUCUACAGUUGAACCCAGAUUCAUCACAGCAAUGGGACAAGAAGAGAGCCUGCACAGCAAAUACUGUUUUGCGCCAGUUGUGGGCCCAGAAAUAAACAGAGGAUAAGAGAAAAUCUGAGAUUUGAUGUUUUCAUGGUGGUAACUGUGAUGAUUACUGUGUUAUGUGACCUGAAGCUAUGUAGUGUGGUAGAAUGUUACUGAUUUUUUGGAGGAACAUUCUGCCUCCAUCUUCAGGCUGGAAGAGUAAGACCCUAGCUCAGACCCCUCUCCAUGUAUAUCCAUAUCACUUUUUUUUUAUUCUUGGUUUUCUGUUCUACCCUGAAGAUGGAAGCAUUUCAUCCCCAUGAAAUAUCAGUAAUGAUCUUGAGGACUACAAAGUGUCAUCCAAGAAGACAGUGUACUUCAGUAACAGAAAAAUACUUUUAGUUGUAACCUAUUUUUGAGGGUGCAUGCAUUUGUCAUUCAGGUUUGCAUAAUUUUUUGUAUACUUACUGCAUUUAGAAUUGCUGUAAAGGCUUUCAAUUGUAUAUUCAUGUAACAUAAUGAGCUGAAAACCAAACACAUCCAGAGUGAUGUUUGUUGCAAAGAAACAGCAGCAUGUCCAUUACUGUCUGAACUGACAUAAUGUAAUACAGUUGAACUGCCAUUUUAUUAUUCCUUGA
This is a messenger RNA of Cryptotermes secundus, 2078 nucleotides long. It is a transcript of the gene ttm50, whose product is annotated as mitochondrial import inner membrane translocase subunit TIM50-C. The record is from RefSeq and is a predicted model, not a curated record. Bases 56 to 1210 code for a protein of 384 amino acids. Gene Ontology annotation, molecular function: phosphoprotein phosphatase activity. The transcript is spliced from 9 exons. Lineage: Eukaryota; Metazoa; Arthropoda; Insecta; Blattodea; Kalotermitidae.